CUAUAUUGUGUAUAUAUAGAUAUGAAUUUUUAUUUGUUGUUCAAAAAAAAAAAGAAGAUAUGAAUAUGUAUUUUAUGUGGAAGCCUGUAAAAUUGAAAGUGUGAAGUCAAAAUUGCAUUGGACUCGGUCCAGGGAGACCCUGCAUGAACCACCGGGUCAUUACGUGCAAGAAUCAAUGCUCACUUGCUCAGAAGAGGAAAACACAGAGAAAUAAAAGCAUUGAUCAGCUAAAACCAAAUUUAACAUUUAUUAAAAAUCUGAAAGUUUAAAAUUUAUCAAAAAAUAUAUUAUAGCCUUUCUUUUUAAAAUAUGCUAAAAAUUAUUUUUUUAAUACAUUAAACACUCUAAUAAUAUUUAAUUUUAAAUAAUUAAUUUAAUUUUUUACAUCAAUAAAGAAAAAGUUUGAAUCCAUUAUUGGAAAGAACUGUUUUAAGAAAUACCCGAACCUGAACUAAAAAUAUCCGAAUCCGAUCUGAAGUGUAGAAAUACUCGAACAGAUUUUAUACUUCUAUACCGAAAUACCCGAUCCGAACCCGACGGGUAUCCGAACGUCCACUCCUAUUAAGGAUGGUGUCAAAACUAGGAUAAGAGUUUUGUUGGAGGCGAUGGAGGCAAGCUGUUUGAGGAAUGUGGCUUCGGUCUAUCUUCCCAUCAAUUUUGAAGUGUUAAAACCAACAUAUCUAAUAGUUUCUGCAAAAUAUUGAGUUUCCAUUUCUUUUUCAUAUUCUUCAGAUAAGGUUAUUCAACUUUUCCCGGGACCUAAUGACAAGUUUGUGGGAUAUGGAGGAGGAGACUGGGAACGAACCGUCGCUGUUUGAUUAUCGUGGAGGAGAUGAUUCGGACUCCCAAGCUGAUGGUCUGGAUCCGCCUACAUUAUACAGGCAGUGGGGAGAUGAUCCUAACUAUGAUAUCCGUCUCUGUGGUAGGAUUGGACUCCAGUGCUACAAUCUUCAGAAGGGAACAAACUUUAAGUUUAAGAGUUGGGAGAUUUGUAGGGAUCAGAUGACUUCAUCCGAUGACUCGUUCAUAACUUUGGAGGCAACGGAUCCUGCCACUGGCUCGGUCUUGUCUUUUCAGACGCUGUUAAGCGAUUUUGGACCUCGCCGUUCAUUGGGUGUCAGACUUUUGUGGAUCAACUUAGCCUCCAGAAUCGAACCUAUACAGACAUCAGGUAACGAGCGUCUGGAUGAUAAUUGGGACAAGAGCGUAGUACAUGAAUUCUACAAAGGUCCAAUGCCCAAAUGGUUUUCUGAUGAAGCCUUGGAACGUGACAGUAGAAAAUAUUAUGUGGUGCCUGAAUCAGAGCUGCAUGACAAUGACUGGCUGCAACUUCUCAUGGAAGUCGCUUUAUUCUCCAAAACAAAUCGUGCAAGUCUUAUUCUUUCUUUUUUUUGGCAAUUCCUUUUAUCUCCCAAAUAACAAAUUGAAACUUGUUGUUCUCUUAGACAUGUAAUUGCAGUGUUUUGAUGGUGACCUACCCUUGAAGCUCAACAAGGUUGUUGUGGAAACUUUUGAAGAUGAGCCUCGUGAUAAGCUCAAGGCAAACAAUGCAAUCUUCUACCUAAGUUACAAGUGUUGUGCAGAUCCUUCUUCAAUGCGUUUGGCUGGUGAUCACAUUGCCGUAAUAAGGAAAACCAUGGAUGGUAAACCAGGCCACAUGAGUCUUGAAGUUGCUUUAACCAAAGAACAAGAAAAUGAGUAGACUGUGGGUAUGCUUGUCUUUAUAAUUUAGCGGUUAUGUUUUUUUUUCCAAAUUUUCGAUGUUGUGUGUUUAGCUCUUCUACUCUUUUGGACUAUUAACUAUUGGGAUAUCUGUAGUUAGCCUCAGGUAUUCAAUGUUUGUAAUUUA
Messenger RNA from Brassica napus (rape), 1849 nucleotides. Its product is annotated as UPF0725 protein At5g63820. The coding region runs from base 763 to 1419 and encodes 218 amino acids. NCBI's taxonomy places the organism in Eukaryota, Viridiplantae, Streptophyta, Magnoliopsida, Brassicales, Brassicaceae. The transcript is spliced from 6 exons. The record is from RefSeq and is a predicted model, not a curated record.